This is a messenger RNA of Cornus florida, 3132 nucleotides long. RefSeq names its product LEAF RUST 10 DISEASE-RESISTANCE LOCUS RECEPTOR-LIKE PROTEIN KINASE-like 1.1. Bases 133 to 2070 code for a protein of 645 amino acids. The transcript has 4 exons. The record is from RefSeq and is a predicted model, not a curated record. Gene Ontology annotation, biological process: protein phosphorylation. NCBI's taxonomy places the organism in Eukaryota, Viridiplantae, Streptophyta, Magnoliopsida, Cornales, Cornaceae. Gene Ontology annotation, molecular function: protein kinase activity; ATP binding.
AAGUGACACUUGUCACACAAUUUUUACCUUAUUAUAGAUACCAUAAUUGAAUUCUUGUUCUUCUUCAUCUCUUGACUGAUUGAUUUCCUGUUGUGGUUAUUUUUAAUUUUGCAAAUUUGGGAACUUCAUCAAAUGGCUAUGGCUUCCAUUUUUGCUGUCAUUUUUCUCUCUGCUCAUCUAGUGCUCAUUCACUCAACCGAUGAAGACGAUAAAAAACCCCUCCCCAUUUGCCCAAAGUCCUUCCAAUGCGGAAAUCACACCACCAUCAGCUUCCCUUUCACAAACCACACGUAUUCCCAUUGCGGUAUUGAGCUACAUUGCCCCAAAAAAGGUGGAAAAAUCCAACUUCGGAGCCAAUUCUGGUAUGAUGUUGAGAGCAUAAAUGACAGUAUCCUUAAAAUUCAUGAUCCCGUGCUCGAACAGCACAUAGCUCAGGGAAGCUGCGACGACACCUUCAAGAAUCUAACCCUUCCCUACUUUCCUUUCGUUUCUUUCAUCAUCUUGAACAAUCUCACCUUCUUCAAGUGCAAUAACACUCCUCAUUUCAUUACUCAUAGUUAUAUUGGUUACAGAGACUGCCCGGGGGGCUCCACUGUCUACUACAAAUAUCCAGAUGAUGAUGAACCUACACCCCCUGCAGAGAGUCUUCCACGUAAUCAAUGUUCAGCUAUUCAGCUGCCAGUGUUGUGGCCUAGAAAUAAUACAAAUCCCGGAUAUCCUUUCGGACUAUUGAAUGCAACUUUCCCUCUUAAAUGGCAUAUAUCCCAUGAUUGUCAAAUGUGUCUUGAUAGAGGCCGCCAGUGUCUAAAUAUCAAACAUAAGUUCGUAUGUCGAGAGUUUAAAGGAAAAAGAAACUACAGAUUGAUUCUAGGAACAGCUAUUCCAGGAUUUGUUAUCCUCGCCUUGCUCAUAUUGAUUAUAUGGCGUCGAUACAAGUGGAAUUAUGUGUUUUCAUACUUCCUUUCAAGGAACAAUACUUCUUUCCAUCCCUCCUCAAAAACAGACCUCGAAGGAGGUAGCAUUUUCUUCGGGAUCCCUGUGUUCUCCUACGCUGAACUUGAAGAAGCCACCAACAAUUUUGAUCCUAAACAAGAACUCGGAGAUGGGGGCUUUGGAACUGUAUACCAUGGCAAACUUCGGGAUGGGAGGGAAGUUGCAGUCAAGCGCUUAUACAAUCACAACUACAAGCGGAUGGAGCAGUUCAAGAAUGAAAUCGAAAUCCUGGCUGGCUUGAGGCAUCGCAAUCUUGUCACUCUUUAUGGCUGCACCUCGCGACACAGCCGUGAACUACUCCUAGUUUACGAAUACAUUCCCAAUGGCACACUUGCUGACCAUCUCCACGGUGAUCAAGCAAAGCCCGGUUCGCUUCCAUGGCCUAUUCGGAUGAACAUUGCCAUAGAAACCACGACUGCAUUGGUUUACCUCCAUGCUUCUGACAUCAUACACCGCGAUGUCAAAACCAACAACAUUCUCCUUGACAACAAUUUUUGUGUCAAAGUUGGUGAUUUCGGGCUUUCAAGGCUCCUCCCAACCGAUGUCACUCAUGUCUCGACGGCUCCACAAGGGACUCCGGGCUACCUUGAUCCGGAGUAUAGCAAAUGCUACCAACUUACUAAUAAGAGUGAUGUUUAUAGCUUUGGGGUUGUCCUGAUCGAGCUCAUAUCGUCGUUGCCAGCAGUUGAUGUAGGUAGGCAUAGGCAUGAGAUUAAUUUGGCCGACUUGGCGGUAAACAGAAUCCUGAACUGCGCGUUCAAUGAGUUAAUUGACCCAUGUCUUGGAUUUGAGUCCGAUGGUGCAGUGCAGAGAAUGACUUCUUCGGUGGCAGAGUUGGCUUUUCGGUGUUUGCAGUAUGAAAGGGAACUGCGGCCUACAAUGGAUGAAGUUUUGGAGACCCUGAUGGCAAUUCAGGGCCACGAGUGCAAUGUUGGGGCGUUGAAAAGUAAAGGACCGCCUCUUUCACCGGAGUCCGACGAUGUCGCGUUAUUGAAGACUAAAGAGAUUCCACCUUCGCCAGUUUCUGUGACAGAUGGUUGGGUAAGUCGAUCUACCACACCCAACACAAGUGUGUGAUGAGGCUUCCUUUCAUUCUGCUAAAAAAAAAACUCAACUCUCAUAACUAUAUGCAAAUCAAUAGGUUAUAAUUAUUCUCUUCUCAUCUGUUUAUCUUUGUUUAAUUUGUUGUUCAUAUUGAUAAUUUAAAUAUAAGGUCGAGGGAAUGUAGAGCUGCUAUUUGUAUAUUUAUGUUGAUAGAUCUUGAAGAAAUUUCAGACCUAAAUUUCAAAGAAGAUAAUAAACUUUCACUAUAUAUUACCUUUUACAUAUGCAACCAACAUUCUUGAUUUUUCAUUUGUAAAAUCAAUUGUAAAGAGUAAAAUGGAUGUGUAUUUUAGUCAAAAUAAUCUGUCCAUAUGUUACAUGGGUUGAAUAUAAUACAUAUAAUACCCUUAUAGAUUUAAUAUAGUGCAUAUAACACCCUUAUAGUACAAAAUGAGCGUAUUACCUUACUUCAACGAAAAAAAAAAAAAAAAAAAAAAAAAAAAAAAAAAAAAAAAAAAAAAAUCACAUUAUACCCUUCCCUUAAUGUGCUUAGUUAUUAAUGUUGAAGGCCUAGAAAAAAUGGAUGUAAAUAGAAAGACUAGAUGAGGCAUCUCAAAAAAUAUUCAUUAUAUGUGUGACAAAAUUUUCGUAUAAUUUAACUAGUGAUUUUGUAAGUAAAGAUUAAAAUUGAUAUUACAUAUUUGUAGGUUACAUUUAUUUCUUUUCAUCUCUCUUCGCCCAAUUUUGAACCGAUAAAAAACUUUCCAAAACCAUGGUUUAGGUCCUUGCUUGCUUCCUUCCUUCCUUCCUUUGGCGUGAUUAAAGAUUAUGUCUGACUCUGAUACCAACUGAAACGGAUGCACGCUUGCCCAUUUACCCAAAAACUCAAAUUAUUAGGUACUACAGCAUACCCACCCAUUUAUACCCAAUCACUUUUCCAUUCAAAUAUAACGUGAAACAAAUGACCCCUUUUACAUAUAACCACUACAUCUCAAAGAGAGGGAGAAGGCUCGAGAUCUCAAAGAGGAGGAGGCAGGCAGUGUGUGAGUAGACUUACACAUGACAUCCAAAGUUUCAAGGCAAAAAAAUCAGAAU